Agrilus planipennis (emerald ash borer) is the source of this 1933-nucleotide messenger RNA. Its product is annotated as major antigen-like. Lineage: Eukaryota; Metazoa; Arthropoda; Insecta; Coleoptera; Buprestidae. The coding region runs from base 92 to 1933 and encodes 613 amino acids. The transcript has 9 exons. The record is from RefSeq and is a predicted model, not a curated record.
UGAAGAAGUGCUAAAUAGUCGAAAGUUAUCAGGUUCUAGCUACUGUUCCGGACAUGAUUUAAAUUCUGAUGUAUUUUUAUCAAAUAAUGAAAUGGGCCCUGGGGGUGAUACUUCCAAUUUAACUAAUAAUAUUGAGAAAUAUAAUGUUGCAGACAUAACUAAGUCUGAUAUUCAAAAAUUUAAGAAUGAUUUGCAAAAAAUCUGUGAUAUAAUGGAAACAUUUGAUUUAAUAAAUGCUACAAACUCUGAAUUGCAUUUAUUAGUUCAAAGCAUCAGUGUGUAUGACAUGAAAUUAUUAACUCAGAUUAAUUUAACAGAAAUACAAAACAGAAAUCAUACAGAACUGGAAAUAUUAAGAGACAAUUAUGAAAAUAGAAUCAGUUUACUAGAUGUAGAAUAUAACAAAAAGAUACAAGACAUAGAAAGGAAGCACAAUGAAGAAAUCUCGUCACUUAAAGAACAAUUACAAAACAACGUUAGAAAUCAACAUGAAGUGGCAAAUCCUGGUGAAUCUGAGUUAGCUGAAGUCGUACAAAGUUAUGAACGUAGACUGCAAGAACAAGUAAUGUUAGCAAAGAUAGACAUAAUAAACGCUCUCGAAUAUCAAAUUCAGGUGUUAGUCGCAAAUUCGGAUGAAGACGAGGAAUGGCCUUCUGAACUUUUACAACUUAGAAGUAAAUUUACGGAACAUUAUGAAAAAAAAAUAAUGGAUAUGUCAGCUGAGCAUACAAAAGAAAUCGCCAAAUUGAAAGAAGAACAUAUAAGAAAUUUGAACAGAGCUAUUAAAAGGCGAAGUUUAAAAGAGAACAGUCUUAUUCAAGAGGAAUUGGAUAUUUUGCAAGAGAGAGAUAACUUACGAAAAUGUACUUCAAUUCUACGUAUCGUAGUGACACACUUGAUGAAAUAUUUUUCUGAAUGUGAGAACGAGCUUAACAAUUCACUAUUAGAAGAAAUAUUAAAAAGAAAUUUGCAAAGCAGCAAGUCCGUCGAUUUUGACGACAAAUUGUCAGUACAUUUUUCAUCAAGUUCAUGUUCAAAGCGAGUUCAUAUAACACCUAAUGUAACUGAAAUUCUGGCAACAAUAGAUGAUUCAAUUCCUCUCGUCGACGUGAACAUUAAUGAAUUGUCAGUAGAUUUAGAAAAUGAGUUGUCAGAAUGCCUCGGUAAACUUAGAGACGAAGCAAACGACAUAUUAGCGUUAACAGCAAGUAUACACUCAAAUAGAAACAAAAGCAUCACAAUAAAUGAAAGAAUUUCGUCUUUAACUCGACAGCCACUUGAUGAAAAUACACUUAAAGAGGAUUUAACUGAGAAGCUUAAUGAAACUGAAAAGUAUGUAAGAAGUCUGGAAAAUGAAAGAAUUAAUUUAGAUAACCAUAUUGAGCAACUUCUUGAAAAGCAGCGAGUGUUAGAAAAUGAUUUAAUGUACGCCAAAGAAAAGAUUGCUCAAAUGAUGGACAAGGAAGUAGUUUCUGAAGGUUAUGGAGAGAUAGAUGAAUGUUAUGUGUCUAAUUUCGGCGAGGAGGUAGUAUCAUUUAACGAAGUUCAAGAAAAGGCAAGAGCUGUACUCGGUGAAGAUUCUCCUGAUUGUAACAGACUAAUGCAGUUAGUUGAAGAUCUAUGCAGGGCAGGAGAAAAACUUAAAACAGAAGCCCAGAAAGAGCACAUUGAUUUAAAGCAACAAGUAGAUAAAGUACCGCCUUAUCGUGCACUGAGUAGGGAAAAGAUUAAUAUAUAUUAUCUUUUCUUGAUGAGAACGAUGUACAGGUUGUCCAACACUGCGCUCAGAGAAUACCGAGUGUUACAUGAGUUUGCCACGAAGCACACAUUAUCUUUAACAAAAUGGGAGGCCGGAGCAGAACUAGGUUCAGGGCAAAACGGGACGGNAUUAAUUUUCUGUUUUGGGUAUUUGCUGUUAAGUAUUAUCAACUGA